Messenger RNA from Melanotaenia boesemani (Boeseman's rainbowfish), 9166 nucleotides. It is a transcript of the gene flna, whose product is annotated as filamin A, alpha (actin binding protein 280). The record is from RefSeq and is a predicted model, not a curated record. Gene Ontology annotation, molecular function: actin filament binding. Gene Ontology annotation, biological process: actin cytoskeleton organization. The coding region runs from base 297 to 7931 and encodes 2544 amino acids. NCBI's taxonomy places the organism in Eukaryota, Metazoa, Chordata, Actinopteri, Atheriniformes, Melanotaeniidae. The transcript is spliced from 49 exons.
AAGUAAAGGACAAGAGAGGCGGAGGUAGAAAAGAGCCAAAGAGCAGAGGGACUAUCUCUUUCUUUUCCUUUACGCCACCACUACGACUGAAAUCCACCCCUUUGCCCCACCGGGACUGUGCGUGGGUCGGGAGCUCCGGGACCUUGGUGCAGCGCAUACACACAGUAACAGCAGUGCCGCUGCGCGUCCUGACCGAGCGGACCAGAGACACGCGCACUUAAAUCAACACGCAGAGGAGCUGAGGAAGGGAGUGAGUGAAGUGAAUAUCGAGCAGACUCCACCCAGAGACCAUAAAAAUGAGCGGUUCCCACCCCCGGCUCCACCAGAGCGCCGCGCCCGCUCCCAACGCUCUCUCCACGGACAAGGACGUAGAAAUGCCCGCCACGGAGAAGGACCUGGCCGAGGAUGCCCCGUGGAAGAAGAUCCAGCAGAACACCUUCACGCGCUGGUGUAACGAGCACCUAAAAUGCGUCAACAAGCGGAUCGGCAACUUGCAAACGGACCUCAGCGACGGGCUGCGGCUCAUCGGACUCCUGGAGGUCCUGUCCCAGAAGAAAAUGUUCAGAAAGUACAACCAGAGGCCCACCUUCCGCCAGAUGCAGCUGGAGAACGUGUCCGUGGCCUUGGAGUUCCUGGACAAGGAGAACAUCAAACUGGUGUCUAUAGACUCUAAAGCCAUUGUUGAUGGGAACCUGAAGCUGAUCUUGGGUCUGAUCUGGACUUUGAUUCUGCACUACUCCAUCUCCAUGCCGAUGUGGGAUGAGGAAGAAGAGGCUGACGAUGGCAAGCAAAAGACUCCCAAGCAGAGACUGCUGGGAUGGAUCCAGAACAAACUGCCAGAGCUCCCCAUCACCAACUUCAACAAGGACUGGCAGACUGGUCGGGCUCUGGGUGCCCUGGUGGACAGCUGUGCUCCAGGUCUGUGUCCUGACUGGGACCAGUGGGAUCAGACCAAACCAGUGGACAACGCCCGUGAAGCGAUGCAGCAGGCGGAUGAUUGGCUGGGCAUCCCUCAGGUGAUAACCCCAGAAGAGAUUGUCGACCCCAAUGUGGACGAACAUUCAGUCAUGACCUACCUGUCCCAGUUCCCCAAGGCCAAACUGAAGCCUGGUGCACCUCUCCGACCUAAACUGAACCCCAAGAAGGCUCGUGCCUACGGGCCAGGCAUUGAGCCAGUUGGUAAUGUUGUGAUGAAGAAGGCUGUGUUCACGGUUGAGACCAUUAGUGCUGGGAUGGGAGAGGUGCUGGUUUAUGUGGAGGACCCUGCAGGACACAGAGAGGAGGCUAAAGUGACGGCAAACAAUGACAAGAAUCGCACCUACUCUGUUUUCUAUAUUCCCAAAGUGACAGGCAUGCACAAGGUGACUGUGUUGUUUGCUGGACAGCACAUCUCUAAGAGCCCCUUCGAGGUGGAGAUCGGCAUGGCUCAGGGAGACUCCAGUAAGGCCACCGCCCAGGGACCAGGUCUGGAGCCCUCAGGAAACAUUGCCAAUAAGAUCACCUACUUUGAGGUCUACACAGCAGGUGCUGGAGUUGGCGAGGUGGAGGUGGUGAUCAUGGACCCUGCUGGCAAGAAGAACACGGUGACUUGCACCAUCGAGGACAAAGGCAACAGUAGCUACCGCUGCACCUAUAAACCCACUCAGGAGGGCCAGCACACCAUCUUUGUCACCUUCGCUGGCGGUCAGAUCAGCAAGAGUCCCUUCACAGUAAACGUGGGAGAGGCGUGUAAUCCAAGCCUCUGCAGAGCGAAGGGUCGUGGUCUGCAGCCAAAGGGCCUGAGGGUGAAGGAGACCGCCGACUUUAAGGUUUACACCAAAGGAGCUGGCACCGGAGAGCUCAAAGUCACCAUCAAGGGCCCCAAGGGACUGGAAGAGCCAUGCAAACAGAAAGAUCUUGGUGACGGUGUGUAUGCAUUUGACUAUUACCCGACCACACCUGGAACAUACAGCAUCACCAUCACCUGGGGAGGACAGCACAUCCCUCGCAGUCCCAUUGAGGUGAAGAUUGGUGCUGAGGCCGGCCAGCAGAAGGUGAGGGCCUGGGGUCCAGGGCUGGAAGGAGGUGUCGUUGGCAAAUCUGCUGACUUUGUGGUGGAGGCUGUUGGAGACAAUGUCGGUACACUGGGUUUCUCUGUGGAAGGUCCGUCUCAGGCCAAGAUUGAAUGUGAUGACAAGGGCGAUGGAUCCUGUGAUGUGCGCUACUGGCCCACAGAGCCUGGGGAGUAUGCUGUUCAUGUGCUCUGCAACAACGAGGACAUCCAGCACUCUCCCUUCAUGGCUGAGAUCGUCAACGCACCAGGCAAAGACUUCUAUCCUGACAAGGUUAAGGCCUACGGUCCAGGUCUUCAGAGCAGUGGUCUGGCUGUUGGGAAACCCACAGAGUUCACAGUUGAUGCCAAGCAAGGAGGACAAGCUCCUCUGAAGAUCGUGGCUCAGGAUGGAGAAGGCAAUCCUGUGGAUGUGCAGGUUAAGGAUAAUGGCAACGGCACAUACACCUGUACUUACACCCCACGUAAACCUCUAAAACACACCGUCAUGGUGUCCUGGGGAGGAGUCAACAUCCCGGAGAGUCCAUUCAGAAUGAAUGUUGGAGCAGGCUGCCAUCCAAACAAGGUGAAGGUAUCUGGACCCGGAGUGUCCAAGACGGGCCUGAAGGCCUUCGAGCCAACGUACUUCACUGUUGACUGCGCCGAAGCUGGUCAAGGUGACAUCAGCAUAGGAAUCAAGUGCGCCCCUGGCGUGGUGGGACCUGCAGAGGCCGAUAUUGACUUCGACAUUAUCAGGAACGAUAACGACACCUUUACUGUUAAAUACACUCCUCCUGGAGCAGGCAGCUACACCAUCAUGGUGCUCUUUGCUGACCAGGCCAUUCCAAUGACUCCCAUCAGGAUCAAAGUGGAUCCUUCUCAUGAUGCCAGUAAAGUCAAAGCUGAGGGACCAGGGCUCAGCCGCAGUGGGGUAGAGUUCCAGAAGCCCACUCACUUCACCGUGAGCACUAAAGGAGCAGGAAAGGCCAACCUGGACUGCAGCUUCAGCGGCCCGAGCAAAGGAGAAGCCGUCAAGGACUUUGAAAUCAUCAACAACCAUGACAACACUCACACUGUGAAAUACACACCUGUGCAGCAGGGUCCUCUGGGAGUGGCUGUGACCUACGGUGGAGAUAACAUCCCCAAGAGCCCCUUCAGCGUUGCCGUGGCACCCACACUGGACCUCAGCAAGAUCAACGUCACAGGCCUUGGAGACAAAAUGACUGUUGGGAAAGACCAGGAAGUGACCAUCAAAUCGAAGGGUGCUGGUGGUCAGGGGAAGGUGGCUGCCAAGGUGACCGGGCCGUCAGGGAAGCCGCUCACCAGCAAGGUUGAGCCAGGGCUGAGCCCAGAGACCAGUCAGGUGAAGUUCAUCCCCCGUGAGCCGGGGCCAUACCAGGUGGAACUGACCUACGAUGGAGUGCCAAUCCCCGGAUCACCUUUCACCCCCACAGCUUAUCCUGCUACAGACCCCUCCAAGGUGCGCUGCUCUGGCCCAGGCUUGGAGCGUGCCAAGGUUGGAGAAACAGGGGAGUUUGUUGUGGACUGUACCAACGCUGGUCCAGCUGAACUGACCAUUGAGAUCAUCUCUGACAGCGGGACUGAGGCAGAAGUCCACAUCCAGGAUAACGGAGACGGGACCUACACCAUCACCUACAUCCCCCUUUAUCCCGGCUCCUACACGCUUACCAUCCGCUACGGUGGCCAGGAUGUGCCCAACUUCCCUGCUCGGCUUAACGUGGAGCCCGCGGUCGACACCAGCGGAGUCCAUGUAUUCGGACCAGGCGUUGAGGGGAAAGGAGUGUUCCGUGAAGCAACCACAGACUUCACCGUGGAUGCUCGAGCUCUCACGCAGACCGGAGGCAACCACGUCAAAGCCCUCAUCAGCAACCCGUCCGGAAGCCGCACAGAAUCCCUGGUCACCGACCGAGGAGAUGGAACCUACAACGUGGAGUACACGCCCUAUGAGGAGGGACCACACAGCGUGGAGGUUUGCUACGACGGCUCUCCAGUCCCCAAGAGUCCGUUCCGCGUCGCAGUCACUGAAGGAUGUGAUCCAGCUCGCGUCCGUGUACAUGGUCCUGGACUGAAAGGUGGCAUCACCAACAAACCCAACAAGUUCAUGGUGGAAACCCGUGGAGCAGGCACCGGCGGUCUUGGUCUGGCCAUGGAAGGUCCAUCAGAGGCCAAAAUGUCCUGCACUGAUAACAAAGAUGGCAGCUGCAGCGUGGAGUACGUCCCAUAUGAGCCCGGCACUUAUAACCUCAACAUCACCUACGGAGGACAGCCCAUCGCAGGUAGUCCAUUCUCAGUGCCAGUCAGUGACACAGUGGACAGUACCAAGGUGAAGUGCCAGGGUCCUGGUCUGGGCAGCAACGUUAGAGCCAACAUCCCACAGGCUUUCACCGUGGACGCCUCCAAAGCUGGAGUGGCGCCACUGCAGGUCCGCGUACAAGGACCCAAAGGAGUUGUGGAGCCAGUGGAAGUGGUGGAUAAUGGAGACCAGACUCACACAGUCAACUAUGUUCCCACCAGAGAGGGACCCUACUCUAUUAAUGUUUUAUACGCUGAUGAGGAGAUCCCACGCAGCCCUUACAAGGUGAAGGUCCUCCCCACCCACGAUGCCAGCAAAGUGCGUGCAAGUGGACCGGGCCUCAACACCACGGGUGUGCCUGCUUCUCUGCCUGUUGAGUUCACCAUUGAUGCCAAGGAUGCUGGGGAGGGGCUGCUGGCAGUGCAGAUCACUGACCCAGAGGGGAAGCCUAAGAAGGCCAACAUCCGUGACAACCACGAUGGGACCUACCUGGUGUCUUAUGUGCCAGACAUGACUGGCAGAUACACUAUCCUUAUCAAGUAUGGAGGGGAUGAGAUACCGUAUUCACCGUACCGUAUCAGAGCUCUGCCCACUGGAGACGCCAGCAAGUGCACCGUCACAGUCUCAAUCGGCGGUCAUGGUUUAGGCGCUGGUGUUGGCCCGACUAUCCAGAUUGGUGAACAGACAGUAAUUACAGUGGACGCCAAGGCUGCUGGGAAAGGCAAGGUGACAUGCAGUGUGUGCACGCCUGAGGGGGCGGAGCUUGACGUGGACGUGGUUGAGAAUGAGGAUGGGACGUUCGACAUCUUCUACACGGCGCCACAGCCUGGCGAGUACGUGAUCUGCGUUCGCUUUGGAGGAGAGCACAUUCCCAACAGUCCGUUCCAAGUCACGGCACUGGAAGGAGCUCCAUCAGACCAGCUCAUGCAGCAGAGCCAAAUGCCUCAGUACUACACUCCACAGGCCUGGGCAACAGACAGACCAAUGGGAAUGAAUGGUCUGGAUGUGGAAGGACUGCGACCUUUUGACCUGGUCAUCCCAUUCACCAUCCAGAAGGGAGAAAUCACCGGUGAGGUCCGAAUGCCAUCAGGCAAGGUGGCAAAGCCUGACAUCACCGACAACAAAGACGCCACUGUCACUGUCAAGUACGCCCCCACGGAGGCCGGCCUGCAUGAGAUGGAUAUCAAAUACGAUGGAAUCCACAUCCCUGGAAGUCCCCUUCAGUUCUACGUGGAUUACAUGAACAGUGGUAAUGUCAGUGCCUACGGCCCGGGCCUCAUCCAUGGCACCGUCAACAAGCCAGCGGUCUUCACCGUUAACACUAAAGAUGCUGGAGAGGGUGGUCUCUCUCUUGCCAUUGAGGGUCCUUCCAAGGCAGACAUCAGCUGCGUGGACAACCAGGAUGGGACCUGCACUGUGUCCUACCUGCCAGUUCUGCCAGGAGACUACAGCAUCCUGGUCAAAUACAAUGACAAGCACAUCCCAGGCAGCCCCUUCUCAGCCAGGAUCACUGGUGAUGACUCUAUGAGGAUGUCACAUCUGAAGGUAGGCUCAGCUGCAGAUAUCCCUCUGGACAUCGGAGAGCUUGACCUUAGUCAGCUGACUGCCUCCCUCACCACACCCUCAGGCCGUGAGGAGCCCUGCUUGCUGAAGAUGCUGCGUAAUGGACAUGUUGGCAUCUCUUUUGUUCCUAAGGAGAUCGGUGAGCACCUCGUCAACAUCAAGAAGAAUGGUCGUCAUAUUCCCAGCAGCCCCAUUGCUGUGAUGAUCAGCCAAUCAGAAAUUGGCGAUGCCAGCCGUGUGCGAGUCAGUGGGCAGGGUCUGAGUGAGGCCAGGACCUUCGAGCCUGCGGAGUUCAUCAUCGACACUCGGGAUGCAGGAUAUGGUGGCCUGAGCCUGUCUAUCGAGGGACCCAGUAAAGUAGACAUCAACACUGAGGACCAAGAGGACGGCACCUGUAAGGUCACCUACUGCCCCACUGAACCAGGAAAUUACAUCAUCAACAUCAAAUUUGCUGACCAACAUGUGCCAGGGAGUGCAUUCACAGUGAAGGUCACCGGCGAGGGCAGGAUGAAGGAGAGCAUCACCAGGAAGAAGAGGGCUGCGUCAGUGGCCAACGUUGGCAGCCAGUGCGACCUCAGCCUGAAGAUCCCAGAGAUCAGCAUAGCAGACAUGACAGCUCAGGUGACCAGUCCAUCGGGCCAGAUUCACAAAGCUGACAUCAUGGAGGGAGAGAACAACACCUACUGCAUCCGUUUUGUACCCACUGAGACUGGUGUGCACACUGUGUGUGUGAAAUACAAUGGCAUGCAUGUGCCUGGCAGCCCAUUUCAGUUCACUGUUGGGCCCCUGGGUGAGGGUGGGGCUCAUAAGGUUCGCGCUGGAGGGCCAGGCUUGGAGAGAGCAGAGGCUGGAGUACCAGCUGAGUUCAGUAUUUGGACGAGGGAGGCUGGAGCUGGAGGUCUCAGUAUCGCUGUGGAGGGGCCGAGCAAGGCUGAGAUUGCCUUCGAGGACCGGAAGGAUGGCUCCAGUGGAGUGUCCUACAUUGUGCAGGAGCCUGGUGACUACGAGGUUUCAAUCCGUUUCAACGAUGAGCACAUCCCUGACAGCCCCUUCAUCGUGCCCGUGGCCUCGCCAUCAGAUGACGCUCGCCGCCUCACUGUUGCCAGUCUUCAGGAGUCGGGUUUGAAGGUGAACCAGCCGGCAUCGUUCGCAGUCAGCCUGAACGGUGCCAAGGGUGUGAUCGACGCCAAGGUCCACAGUCCAUCUGGAGCACUCGAGGAGUGCUGCGUCACAGAGAUUGACCAAGAUAAGUAUGCAGUCCGGUUCAUCCCCAGAGAGAAUGGCCUUUAUCUGAUCGAUGUGAAGUUCAACGGAAGUCACAUCCCUGGUAGUCCAUUCAAGAUCCGUGUUGGAGAGACAGGCCAGGCCGGAGACCCAGGAAUGGUGUCUGCCUAUGGACCAGGACUGGAGGGAGGCACCACAGGAACUGCGUGUGAAUUUGUGGUGAACACGAGCACGGCUGGCCCUGGAGCUUUAGCUGUGACCAUCGAUGGUCCUUCCAAGGUGAAGAUGGACUGUGUAGAGUGCCCCGAGGGUUAUAGAGUCACAUACACCCCAAUGGCCCCUGGCAACUAUCUUAUCUCCAUCAAAUAUGGUGGUCCUUACCACAUUGUUGGAAGUCCCUUCAAGGUCAAGAUCACAGGUUCAAAGCUGGUGUCCAGCCAUAGUAUGCAUGAAACUUCUUCUGUCAUGGUAGACCCCGUGACGCGUGCCAUCAGCUGCUCUCAGCAGGGCGCGCCCAUCCAUUCAGACGCCAGCAAGGUGGUGGCUAAAGGCCCAGGCCUGAGCAAAGGCUUCAUCGGUCAGAAGAACAACUUCUGUGUUGACUGCAGCAAAGCAGGUCGUAACAUGCUCCUCGUUGGUGUGGAUGGUCCCAAGGUCCCGUGCGAGGAGAUCCUAGUGAAACAUCUGGGUAACCGUGUGUACAACGUCAGCUACCAGCUCAAAGAGAAGGGAGAAUACAUCCUGGUGGUGAAGUGGGGAGACGAGCACAUCCCCGGCAGCCCCUACCACAUCACCGUCUAAAGAUGCAGCAAUGCCUCGACCAGAAACCUGUACCACUGUUACAACUGCUACCCUGUCUCCAAGCUAACCAAUAGCUGUUUACAGCUCCAACACCCUCCCCACAUACAAAUUUAGAUUUCCCUUUUGAUUAUUUAAAGCUCAUGUUAGAUCUUUUGUUUUUUUAGAAAUCAUCUCCGCUGUAAUCCAGUCCAGAGGAAUGUAGUGAAUGUUCCUCUCUGCAGUCGUUCAGUCCAUUUCUUCUUUCUCUCAUUCAGUAAACUUAGGGAGGAAAGACUUGCACCUUUUUUUUUAUUACUGUAAACUAGCCGUCGGUUGUUCCUGACCUGUAUGUGGACAUUAGUGGAUUAGUCUAAACUAGUGCAGAAUGUCAGUAGCAGACGUCCCCCCUGCUUUAGAUGGAAGGUUACGUUUACACUGGAGGAGCUCUUACAUAUGAUUAAUAAUGGAUCUAUGAACUUGUGUAUGAACAAUCACAGGACUCGGAUCAAAAAGUGUCAGGAGUAAUGUGCCUUCCUCAUGUUUGGGCCUUUUAUGUAAUGUUGACUUGCUUCGAUGUCAGACCUUUAGCUGUCGGUAUAAAGGUCAGCUUGACUGUUACUUGUGCAGGAGUAGCCUUGUUUAGCCAGUAAAUGCUCAGCACGGCCUGAUUUUUACCUAACCCAGUUUAACCUGCUGCUAGUGUGAUCCAGUUGUAGCCACUGCUGUUCUUAGUUGUAGGAAAAUCCUCACAAUUCAAAGGUUAUGUGAACAAAUAGGAGGAAGAAACGGCUUUGAUUUGCUCUCUCAGCACUGCCACUGAGAGAUGCUGCUUUCUGUGUAUUAAGAUUUGAAACCUGCAUGUGCUCCACAUGUGCUUUGGUUGUGAAAGUCCUUCAGAUGCAGAGCGGCUUCCACCAGCAUGACGCGCAGCGUUCGCGUGGAGGAAGUUUCUCUGAUCAGUGAAAAGGUUUAAAAAGGGAAGUUUCCAAUCUUGUGCUGGACAGAGGAGUUAGAGUCGGAGGUGAUGUUGUGGUUUGCCAUGUCCUUCAAGCACCAUGACCAAAAAUACGAGAAUGUGUUGCUUUUUCUGCUCAGUGGUUUUUCCAUCUCACCGCGGCCUCCCCCUCCCCUCAUCCUUCCUGUUUGCAUUCUGCCUACAUGUCAGAACAAAAAAAUCUUGUUCGAAACAAAAAGGCUUUAAAAGUGAUUGUAAGACAGUAUUUUGAUACACAAUAAAAUAUUUUUCUGUCUGUCUA